AUGGCUGACGUUCAACAGGAGGAACCUCGCACGAACGGCAUGACGCCGCCAGAUACCCCCAGCCCACAAGUGGUAGCGUCACCACCCCCGAGUGCCCUCCCAUCAUCCUCAUCCAAACGACGGCGGAGCAGCGUCGACCGGGAUGCGCAGGACAUGGUGAUCUCCUCUCUGCGGCACCAGAUCCAAGACCUAAUCUCGCAAGUAAGCCAACUCAAUGCCAAGCUCGUGAAAUCGUACGACCGCGUCUCCGACCUCGAGGACGACCUGCACGUCGCCUCCGCGAACCUGCGGCAGUCCUCUCUGAAGAUCUCGCACCUCGAGCUCGAGCGCACGCAGCAUCUAUCCGCGCUGAACACCGGGCUGCUGGUGGAGAAGUCGCAUGUGACGACGGAACUGACGCGGCUGAUGGAGAAGGCGACGGAGGAGGCGGCGCAGCGGGGGCAGGCGGAGAGUGCUAGGGCGGCGAUCGAGAAGGAUUUGGAUGAUUUAAGUGCGUCGCUGUUCGGGCAGGCGAAUAUGAUGGUGGCGGAGGCAAGGCUGGGGCAGCAUAGGAGCGAGCGGAAGGUGGAGGAGGCGGAAAGGGCGUUGAAGAGCGCAGAGGAGGCGGUGAAGGACAUGCAGGCGCAGAUGCAGGCAAUGCAGGCGGAGAGGGAGCAGGAGGAGACGAGGAGGGACAAGGGAAAGUGGCCCGAGCGGCCGUUGACGACGACGAGCCUCAAGCUAAUGAACAUGCACACCCCGUACCUCGACUUCCUCGCCUUCCUUGCCCACCUCCGCCUCCUGCACCCGACGUCGCCCAACCCACCACCGAUGUCGACCCUCCUGCCCCUUCCCUUCCUCACUCGCCUACUUACAGAAGACUCAGAACCUACAAUCCGCCUCGACCUCGCCCCAUCCCUAAACUGGCUCUCGCGCCGCUCAGUCCUCGCUGCUAUCCACUCGGGCCAGCUCACCAUCGAGCCCGUCGCACCCUCAUACCUCUUUACCGAGUCCUCCGUCGUCGGCAUCAACAGCUCCAACGACAACAUUUCCUGUGCACUUUGCGGCGCGCCCGUCUUCCCUCCACCACCGCCCACCGACGGAGAAAGACACCACCCUCGCCCACCAACUCAUCCGCAGAGCCACGCACACACACACGGGCACGGGCAGGCGCAAACCCCAACGAAUACCUGGUCCGGGGCGUUCUUCAAGCGGCCGUCGUUGGGCCUGGUGACAGGGAGCAACAGCGGUUCGCAGCCGCCUUCACCCUCGUACCCGACGUUCGCCCGGUCCGCGUCUACCAGCCUGUCGAACCAGCACCAGCAGGUGUACAUCUUCCGCCUCGCCCCCCAAACAUCCACCGGUAUAUCCGUCUCCGUGCCCUCGCUCUCCAUACCCAUACCCUCGCUCCCAAAGUCGACUUCCCAUUCGCAGGGUCUCUCUUCGUCGUCAAAUUCGUAUUACAACCACAACCACACCUCUGCGUCAGGCUCAUCCUCCCAGCUCCCCAGCGGCGUCCAGACCCCCGUUAACGGCCAACAAUCAGUCACCACGACGAUCUACCCGCUCUGCUCGUCGGGCUGGUGCCUCGCGCGCCUCCGCACGACGUGCACACUGUGGACCGCGAUUGGGGAGAGGGCGGUGAGCUGGGGCGAGGGCGACAAGGAAAAGGAAAAGCGGACGUCGAUGGUCACGGCGUCGACCUCCACCCCCGCUGUUGUGAAUGGCCCACCUCCGCCGCAACAUCCGAGCAUCGCGAAUGCGGACACGCUGAGGAGGCUCCCGCCACCUCUUCCUCCCUCUGAACCUGCGCCAGCGCCGCCUCCGAAGACCGCCGCGGCCGCGGGCAACCCCCCGCUACCACCCCCGCCCCCACUACCGAAGAGGAGCGAGGGGCGGAGCAGGGUGCCAACGCCAACGCCUGUUCCUGAUCCUUCUCCUACCUCCGUGCCCGCUCUGCCUUCCGCCUCUGGCUCUAAUCCUUCUGGCUCUGGUCCUUCUGCCGGGGGUGCGUCUGGCGAGGGAGCAGCACCAAUCACGCCUCCCAAAACGCCUCCUCCUGUACCCACAACACAACCCAGUGUAGCCCCGCUCUCGCCCAUCAGGGGAGCCCACCUUCGCUCUGCCUCGCAAGGUGGAGCGGCUUCGCCCCCGCCGAUACCACCGCGUAGUCGACCGACUCCUACUCCUACUCCUACUCCGCAACCACAACCACAGCCAUCGGUAGAAGGAGCGGCGGACGUACCUCUGCCCGAAUCGCGUCCUGCGACACCUGGUACUUCUGGUACUUCUGUUGCGCCACCGCCUCCACUACCGAGGAGGGCAGCUGCGAGAGCUAGGGUGGUUGGUGGAGGUGUAGGUGAAGGAUCGAGGCCUGGGACGCCUGGUGUUGGGGCUGGGGCUGAGGAGGUCAAACUGGAAGAAGAGGGCGUCGUAAAAGAGGUCAAGCCAGAACCAAAGGCCGAGGAGGGCACACCAGAAGAGGAAGCUGCGGUGAAGGAAGUCGAGCCAGAGGUGAAGACGGACGAGGAGAAGGUGGAAGAGAAGGUGGAAGAGAAAGAGGUGAAAGAGGAGGCGAAACCCACCUUACCCGAUCGCACGACAGCACCCUCCCCCGCGCCGUCGGACGUGUUCGUCGACGCUGAGAGCGAGGGUGAAGGUGAGGCGAAGUCGAAGGAUAAGGAGGACGAGAGCAAGGAGAAGGAUGAGAACAAGGAGGAUAACGAAAAAGUUGCGGCGGAGACGAAGGACCCCAAGGACGAGGAGAAGAAACAAGCAGACGACGAGGACGACACACGGACGAUCGUCGUCGUUGACAAACCCUCUGCCGGUGCGGUUAAGGAUACGUCCACCGAGCUCGAUGUCGAGGGAGAGGAAGAUCCCCAGCCCAAGCCGGCGCCCGAGCUGGCUGCCCCGGAGGUCCAGGUCAACGGCUCUCGGUCGGAAGAUCCAGAGGGCAUGCACCCUGAAGAGCUCGCCGCGCUCGAGUCCAAAGCUGCACAGGAAGACGAAGCGGAAGCACACCGCGCACGGGAAGCGGAAGAGGCAGCCCGACGCGCUCAGGAGGCCGAGGAAGAGGAAGGUAAAGCCCAGGAAGAGAGAGAACGCAAGGAGAAGGAAGAGCGGGACAAUGCCUUGUAUGUCGGCGACGCGACGUGGGAGGAGCGCGCAUGGCGGGAGAUCGUGCGACUGCGCGAGGAUAUGUUUUGGGCGAGGGUGGGAGGCGUUAGGGAGUAA
Molecule: messenger RNA, 3216 nt
Organism: Cyclocybe aegerita
Lineage: Eukaryota; Fungi; Basidiomycota; Agaricomycetes; Agaricales; Hemipholiotaceae
Source: the annotation of a GenBank genome assembly